UCUUCGCCCGAGCUCCGGAGGGGCGCGGGCGGAAAGUGAAACACCGCCGGCGGCCGUCCGCAGAGCCUGCGUCCUUCCCGGGCGAGAUUUUUUUGAUGCCUUCUGAUUUGAAGAAUGUCCAGCUGCUCUGAUGAUAGCUUAAGAAGACUACAUGCUGUUCCCUCUCGAUGCCCAGCCAGGCCCACUUGGAACCUUGGAUCUUAGUCCUUCAUGGAGACCAGGUCCCAGCAGGAAUGGCAGUGGAGGAAAUUAGCACCCAGAUGGUUUCUCUGCAUGAAGUUGUCUUCAGCUGUGGGCCGACUCAGGAACACCUGGUAGCCAGGUCAGCCCUCUGUCAGUCACCCAGGCCAGGGCAGCAUGGUGCGCAUCCAGAGGAGAUGGCUUUUGGCAUCUUGCCUGUGCCUCACAGCUGCUAUCUUUCUGCUUGUCACACUCCAGGUAGUGGUUGAGCUGGGAAAAUUUGAAAGGAAGAAGUUUAAAAAUUCCAUUUUGCAAGAUGGACAUGCAAAAAUGGAGGAAGAGCCUACACAUCUCUAUCCAUUCCCUAAGAAAGAAGCACUGACCCUGAAUAGGGGAACAAAAUUGGGAAGAGAUAGCUACCCCAUUAUGCUCUGGUGGUCCCCACUGACUGGGGAAACUGGAAGGCUCCGCCAGUGCGGGCCAGUUGCUUGUUUCUUCACCAUGAACCGGACCUACCUGCAUGAGCCCAUGACCAGGGCCCUCCUCUUCUAUGGUAAGAAGGCCUGUUGCCUUUCUCCCUGUGUUUGCCGACACCCUAUUCCAAAGCGGAGGUACUGCUCACCUCCCAAGGGAGACGUAGUGGAGCUCACCUUCAAAUGUUUUGGCAUGCCUGAUUUCCCUUGCUAUUGCUCUGUGGAAGGCCUGAGCUUUUGGCAAAUAGAAUAAAUAAA
Molecule: messenger RNA, 911 nt
Organism: Manis javanica (Malayan pangolin)
Lineage: Eukaryota; Metazoa; Chordata; Mammalia; Pholidota; Manidae
Source: RefSeq, a predicted model, not a curated record